AUGCAACAAAACCCAUCACCGACUUCUGCAACCCUAAAAAAGCCAUGGCCCUACACCGCCAAACUCACCGCCUCUCCACCUGUCAUCGCCACCCUACCAAACCCAUCACCGGCUUUGGCGCCCCCUGCCUCUUCGUCGGCCAACGCCCCCGACCCGACCCGGCGCAAGUCCUGCGACGUUCGAGCUCGGAACACUCAGUCGGAGCUCUUCAACAUCGACGACGACCGCAAAGGCCUGCCCAGAAAGUUUGAGGUCGAACUGAGAGGAGAAGAGCAGAGAGACGAUAGUGGAGAUGAAGCUAGGGUUUUGGAUUCGGAUGCGGAGUUCAAGACGAUGAAGGAGCUGAUAGAUCUUGAGUGGGAGAGGAAGAAGGGUGCGGGUCGGGAUUUGAAGGAAAUCGCAGGGACAUUUUGUG
Prunus avium (sweet cherry) is the source of this 415-nucleotide messenger RNA. Lineage: Eukaryota; Viridiplantae; Streptophyta; Magnoliopsida; Rosales; Rosaceae. The record is from RefSeq and is a predicted model, not a curated record.